AUGUCUUCUGAGUGGAAUUCCAGCGUUUCUAGAACGAAUUGGGAGGUUAACCGUGAAGUAGUGUUGCAGGAUGAAGGUACUGUUCUUCUCAACAACGGCAAAGCGAUUCACGAAGGUGAUAAUAAUGACGAAGAAGAUAACGCUGAUCUAUUUUCCUUUGAUUAUGACGAAGAGGUUGUAAUAUCUAUUGACUUGUCUGCAGGUAAAUUCGGGUGUUCCAUUCUGGAUUAUCAUACCAAGUCUUUACGGGUGUUAAAUAAGGACUACGUUGUCAAUAAGUCAACAAUUACGUCUCACGAUCUUAUUGAUGAAGUUGAUCCAUCUGCAAACGACAUUAGUAUGUUGACUGGACUUUUGAUAAUGGAGGUGAACCCAACUGUUUGUUUAGUGCCAGUAAGAUUGGAAGAUUGGAUUUUUGAAUAUAUAAAAACAAAAUGCAAUGAGAUACAUUGUAGGCUAGAGCUGCUGCCAAUUAAUUGUUUUAAAAAAUGGAGCCCUUUGCAAUCAUUGCAAUUAAAGGGCCAUGACAAUUUGAUUAUAUUAAACGACUUAUUGUCAAAUAGCAGGUUUACCACCACAGUAACAUUAGGAACAGUAGCAUGUAUCCUUGUCAAUCACGAGCAGCAUGCACAACUAGACGAGGGUAAUGACAGUACUGUUUCAAACAAUAUAAUAAGAGGACGACAAACUAAAAGUUUGUACGAAGAUGUUAUACAUAACAUCGGGUAUAUCGAUAUAAAAGAUCGAAUGGUACUGGAUGAAAAUGCGAUGUCAGCUUUGAAUAUUUUUCCUACAGCACAUAAACUAGGACAUGACAAAAUGAUGAAAAAUGGUUUCCUUAGUAUAUUCGAGCUGUUCAAUCAGGUUUCCUCAGACUACGCAAAGAGAAUGUUGAAAUCCUGGCUUUUCAAUCCAUUAACCAACAGGGAGCAGAUAGAAAAAAGAUACAGCAUCAUACGAACCCUAUUGGAUAGACAAAAUGCCAUCAUUUUUAAUGAUCUUACCCAAUCAAUAAAGAGAUGUCCAGAUGCUUUUGGAUUUAUAAAUCAGUUGAGAAGUGGCAAAUCCACAUUAAGGACAUGGUCCAAAGUUGCAGGUUUUUUAGAAAAGGGUAUUGCUAUAUUCAAACUGGUAUCAUCUUUGAAGUUGAGUUCUGAUGAAGGAAAUAUUUUACACGAUAUCAAAAAUAAGGUUGAUCUAUCAGCAUUGAAAGAAUGCCUGAGAAAAGUAGAAACAGUCAUAGAUUUUGAUACAUCGAAAGACACCAAAACUCUCACAAUAAAUACGGGAGUUGACAAGAGAUUAGAUGAAUGUAGAAAUAUUUACAAUCAUUUGGAAAAAAUUCUGUUGGAAGUAGCAAGAGAAACACAAGGGUUCUUACUCAAUGUUUUGCAUCAAACAAAUCGUAGGAUAACAAAGAAUUUAGAAAAGUUAGUUAAUGCCAUCUACAUUCCCCAGCUGGGAUACUUAGUGACAGUUAGUACCUUGUUGGAACCUUUCCUCGUUAAUACUCCAGAUCUUGAGUGGGAAGAAAUUUUCAGGAGCUCUGAUAAUAUUUAUUUCAAGAAUGAGAAAGUUCUUGAAUUAGAUGAAACAUACGGUGAUAUUUAUGGAGCAAUCUCCGAUUACGAAAUUGAAGUCUUAUUUUCCUUGCAGGAGCAAAUUUUGAGAAUGAAGAACCAAUUAACUGCAUACAAUAUACUACUCAGUGAACUAGAAAUUUUAGUAUCAUUUGCCCAAGUUUCUGCAGAAAGAAAUUACGUAGAGCCUCAAUUAGUAGAAAAUGACUGUAUCUUGGAUAUUGUUAACGGGAGACAUGCGUUGUAUGAAACGUUCCUCAGUAAUUAUAUUCCGAAUAGCACGAUAAUUGAUGGCGGUUUGUUUUCGGAAUUAAGUUGGCGAAAACACAACAAGGAAAGAAUCAUCAUAGUGACUGGCGCUAAUUCAUCUGGGAAGUCUGUAUAUCUCACUCAGAACGGGUUAAUCGUGUACUUGGCUCAAAUUGGUUGUUUCGUUCCUGCGGAAAGAGCAAAAAUUGGAAUAGUAGAUAAAAUAUUGACCAGAAUUAGAACCCAAGAGACUCUGUAUAAGACUCAAAGUUCGUUUCUUCUAGAUUCUCAACAAAUGGCUAAAUCAUUGAGUUUGGCUACUGAGAGAAGUCUCAUUUUAGUUGACGAGUACGGUAAAGGUACUGAUAUUUUAGAUGGCCCUUCACUAUUUGGUUCGAUAAUGGUUAAUAUGGCAAUGAGCGAGAGGUGCCCACGUAUAAUUGCAUGCACACACUUCCAUGAACUUUUUAAUGAAAAUGUGAUCACGGAACAUAUACAAGGUAUCAAACACUACUGUACUGACAUACUUAUAAGCCAGAACUAUAAUCAUAUAGACCCGGUACAAAAUAAGGAAGAUCACGAAAGUGAGGGGAUUACUUUCCUCUUCAAAAUCAAGAAAGGAAUUUCAAAGCAAUCAUUUGGUAUCUACUGUGCAAAAGUAUGUGGGCUGAACAAAAGUAUUGUACGAAGGGCUGAAGAGCUUUCUAACUUGAUCAACAGAGGUGAUGAUGUGGUCCAGCACUGCGGAAAACUGACCGAAAAGGAGAUGCAAGAAUUCCAAAAGAAUCAGGAAAUAGUGAAGAAGUUUUUAUCUUGGGAUUUGGAUCUCGAGACUUCGACGACUUCUGAGAACCUCAGAUUGAAAUUGAAAAAUCUUCUUCGUUGA
Saccharomyces mikatae IFO 1815 is the source of this 2715-nucleotide messenger RNA. RefSeq names its product MutS family protein MSH5 (gene MSH5). The record is from RefSeq and is a predicted model, not a curated record. NCBI's taxonomy places the organism in Eukaryota, Fungi, Ascomycota, Saccharomycetes, Saccharomycetales, Saccharomycetaceae. The transcript has a single exon. Gene Ontology annotation, molecular function: mismatched DNA binding; ATP binding; ATP-dependent DNA damage sensor activity. The coding region runs from base 1 to 2715 and encodes 904 amino acids. Gene Ontology annotation, biological process: mismatch repair; chiasma assembly. Gene Ontology annotation, cellular component: nucleus.